AAUAAAGUAUAUUUCUGUAUCUGAAUCGGCAUUUAUUCCAAAUAGAAACCGUAAUGUGUGGUCUCUGUUGGCAGGAUUGUCAGGUCCACCUGGUGCUGGAAAAUCUACGUUUAUUGAAGCUUUAGGAAAGUACUUGACUGCCGAGGGCCACAAAGUAGCUGUACUAGCCGUCGACCCAUCUUCAUCCACAACUGGAGGUUCACUUAUGGGUGACAAAACGCGAAUGCCAGAACUAUCAAGAGACAGAAAUGCGUACAUACGACCUUCACCAAGUGGUGGCCACCUUGGAGGUGUGACAAGGAGCACAAAUGAAGCUAUAGUCUUAUGUGAAGCAGCGGGAUUUGAUAUCAUACUUGUAGAAACUAUAGGCGUCGGCCAAUCAGAGUACAAUGUAGCUCAUAUGGUGGACAUGUUUGUGCUGCUUAUACCCCCAGCUGGGGGGGAUGAACUUCAAGGAAUCAAAAAGGGAAUCGUCGAACUAGCUGAUGUAGUUGUUGUAAAUAAAGCUGAUGGUGCCCUACUACCUGAUGCUAGACGAAUUCAGUCAGAAUACACGAGCGCUCUGAAGUUUGUUCGUCGUCGGUCAAAAAUUUGGAGAACUAAGGUAACUCGAGUGUCCUCUUUGAAGAAGGAAGGUAUUGUGGAACUCUGGAAGGAUAUGAUGCAAUUCCGUGAUGUCACUAUGGAAGAAGGGGAGCUAGAAGUGAAGAGGAGAAAACAGUAUCAGAUCUGGAUGUGGAGCCACAUUGAACACCACUUGCUUUAUGUUUUUAAACAUCAUCCGAAAGUUAAUCCAUCAAUAAAAGAAAUGGAACAAAAAGUCAGUGAAGGCAUCAUAACUCCUGGUCUUGCAGCUGACUACAUGAUUAGUAAAUUUCUAGAAUAGAACCAGUACUGUAUAUUUAGUAUCUCAAAGUGUGGAUGUGUACCAUUACUUGUAAGAUAUGUUUGUGAAAUAUUGUAACUGCAUCGAAUCUGCUUUUAACCUUAUUUUAAGAAUUCAUAAAAUUUCAAGAACUGUAAAGAUAUUAAAGGUCAUGUAAAGUGUGAAUUUAGAACAGCAUACAAGUCUCAAGAAGUGCUAGUACAAGUAAAAAUGAUGUCUUUUGAUAGUUGUAACUGAAUGAUACAUUUGUAUUAUUUACUUCAGACAUAAUCAUUGAAGUUCUGUUGUUACAUUGUCUGGCUACUGUGGUUAAGGUAGUUGUUGUAUUAAAUAUUGGAUGAGGUUGUUUAAAUCUAGAUUCUGGCAUUAGGGUUAAGUAACCAGAUUAAUUACUGGAUGGAUUUAUAGUAAUGUUUUGGUGCUAAGGUUAUUAGAAGCUAGAUCAAUUUCUGGAUAGAGUUGUAGCAAUUUCUGGGUGCUAGAAGUGGUGUGUCAGGUAGUCAGAUUAAUUACUGGAUGAAUCUGUUGUAAUGUCUGGGUGAUAGGGUUACUACAAGCCAGAUUAAUUACUGGAUGAAUUUGUAUUAAUGUCUGGGUGAUAGGGUUACUACAAGCCAGAUUAAGUACUGGAUGAAUCUGUUGUAAUGUCUGGGUGAUAGGGUUACUACAAGCCAGAUUAAGU
Limulus polyphemus (Atlantic horseshoe crab) is the source of this 1568-nucleotide messenger RNA. Its product is annotated as methylmalonic aciduria type A protein, mitochondrial-like. Gene Ontology annotation, molecular function: GTP binding; GTPase activity. Lineage: Eukaryota; Metazoa; Arthropoda; Merostomata; Xiphosura; Limulidae. The transcript is spliced from 4 exons. The record is from RefSeq and is a predicted model, not a curated record. The annotation marks the transcript as partial. Gene Ontology annotation, cellular component: cytoplasm.